Molecule: messenger RNA, 893 nt
Organism: Haliotis rubra (blacklip abalone)
Lineage: Eukaryota; Metazoa; Mollusca; Gastropoda; Lepetellida; Haliotidae
Product: adrenodoxin-like protein 1, mitochondrial
Exons: 6
Coding region: 26-571 (181 amino acids)
Biological process (GO): positive regulation of oxidoreductase activity; P450-containing electron transport chain
Cellular component (GO): mitochondrion
Molecular function (GO): 2 iron, 2 sulfur cluster binding
Source: RefSeq, a predicted model, not a curated record
GCGGCUACAUAUCUGUGUCCCAAAGAUGGCUGCCUCCAUGAUGACUUUGUGCAGACGAUGCUUUAGGAAUAUUCCAUCGUUGUAUCGAAGAAGUAAAGAGUACAAGCACACAAUACUGGGCAAUCCAUUGUUACACCUUCGUUAUUUCAAAACAAGUGUACAAGGUUCCCUCUUUUCCGGUGAAUAUGAAUGGCAGGAUCCAAAAUCUGAAGAUGAAGUAGUAAAUAUUGUGUAUAUAGACAAGUCUGGAAAGAGGAUUCCUGUACGAGGAAAGGUUGGCGACAAUGCCAUGUAUUUAGCACAUAGGUAUGACAUAGAACUUGAAGGAGCUUGUGAGGCAUCUCUGGCUUGUUCUACAUGUCAUGUCUAUGUUCAAGAAAACUACAUGAAUACUUUAGAAGAGCCUGAUGAAAAAGAGGAAGACAUGCUGGAUCUUGCUGUGUUUCUCAAGCCAAACUCCCGAUUAAGUUGUCAGAUUAUCCUCAGCAAAGAAAUGGAAGGCCUAGAGUUGACACUGCCUAAAGCCACUCGGAACUUCUAUGUUGAUGGACAUGUCCCACAACCUCACUGAAGUCACAAUAUGAAGAGAUAAACUUUGUAUAAACUGAUUGCCAUGAUGUCCAGGCAAGAGGUGUUCACAGAUGUCUUUCUACCAACUAGGAGUGGCUACCUACUGAACAUUUUCCUCAGGGUAUAAUCUCGUUUGCAAGUAAUACAGGAUUUCUGACAGUACCUUAUCGUGAUAGAGAGGUACAGUUAUGUGAACAAAGGACAAGGCCUGUCAGAUGUCCUAUGAGAGCUAAAAAUAUUCAAGUCUUGUGUUUAGCAUGCCUUUGUAUGCAGUGAACAGUAUGUGCAAAUGACUCUUUACACUCAUAGCCGAGGUGUUUAAA